GGCUGUUGUGUGCAGAAUUCCGCUUGAUAGUCUCCCUGACAUCUCCCGUCACCACGGAGCGGCUCAUAUCCUCCUCCUGUUUCACCUUCUUUACUACUGCAUACAUUUGUUCUCCUCACCACCAGCUUGUUUCAUGACUUCUGGCCCAUCACCAUGGCUUACAAGUCGCGCUUUUCAUUUUGGGAACAAAAGGGAAGUCUUGUUCUUUUUUCCUUUUGUUUCAUGUCUGCAUUUUGACUCAUUUGUGAUCGAGAAAAACUCCGGUGACAAUCUGGUGGUUUGAUCUGUUGUGUUGCUUCUUUUUGUGUAGGUUAAAGUUGAGAACAAGCCAGAUCCUGAUGUAGAUGCUAGUCAGCUACACGCAGUUCCUAAACCUGGGCUAGACACAGGAAGUGCAUCAUCAGCAGACGACACUAAUAAUAACGCUGCAAUGGAUGGCCCAGAUGCUGCAGGAGGGGCGCAGAAGUCUUCCGGUAAAACGGUGAAGGUUGUGAGAAAAGUUGUAAGACGGGUCGUUCCCACAGCAACACAGGAGCAGAACCAGACGUCCGAAGUUCCCAAAGUUACUGCUGGACUUAAAGCUCCAAAGUCUUCAGGGGACGACAAAGAUGACAUCUCCAUGGGCCUGACCAGCCUCAUGGGCAGAGGACGAACCAAGGAACACCGGACUCGUACGCGCAACCAAGACCGCAAAGAAGACAUGACGGAGCUCAAGCAGGAGGAUCUUAAAGGAGAGGAGGAGAAUGUAGAAAUAACUGAGGAUUCCACAUCCACUGCUGCACUGAAGGGUGGAUCACCAAAUACUGCAGCACCAAAUUCAAACCCCCUCACGCCACCUUACAGCUUUAUACCAUCUCCCAAACCUGAGCUUUUGGCCCCACCUGCUGGCUUCAUCUCCGCCUCCAAGCAGAAUCUCUUGACGGCUCCGCCCGGUUUUAUACCCGUCAAAAGGUCCAGCCCAAUCCCCCUAAAACACAAUUUUCUGGCAAGACCUGCAGGUUUCAUCCCCGCCCCAAAGGCAGAUCCUCUGGCCCCUCCUGCCGGGUUCAUCCCAAAACCUCGCCCACUAGCAGUCAAGAAAUUUGUGGUACAGAGUGAAAGAACUGCACGUUUGUCACUUAACCCCUGAGCGGAGCAUGCUGGGUGAUAAUAACCAUGAUAAUACACCUCACAAUA
This is a messenger RNA of Syngnathoides biaculeatus (alligator pipefish), 1176 nucleotides long. RefSeq lists its product as uncharacterized. Lineage: Eukaryota; Metazoa; Chordata; Actinopteri; Syngnathiformes; Syngnathidae. The coding region runs from base 431 to 1129 and encodes 232 amino acids. The record is from RefSeq and is a predicted model, not a curated record. The transcript is spliced from 2 exons.